GGGAGGGUCUGGGAGGGAGGACCGUCAGUGGUUGGAGCCGUCGUGCGUUGUGGUGCCGGUGAUGUCCCGAGGAGCGCGCGGCUUCCCGGUGCGUAAAAACCGCUCCACCUGAGAGAGAUGCGCGUCUCUAACGUCUCUAACGUCUCUAACGGCUCCACGGCUCCGGGUCACACACUCUUCUAUUUUUAACACACAGCUCGUCAGAUAAGAAGAUGGACCCUCUGUACAACAGCACCGACGCUAACGACACUAACGGGACGAACGGCGGCGGCGACGACUUCAACCAGUUCGUGCAGCCGGUGUGGCAGAUCACGCUGUGGGCCGUGGCGUACUGCAGCAUCGUGGCGGUGUCGGUGGUCGGUAACGUGGUGGUCAUCUGGAUCAUCCUGGCGCAUAAACGCAUGAGGACCGUCACCAACUACUUUCUGGUGAACCUGGCCUUCGCAGAGGCCGGCAUGUCGGCCUUCAACACUGUGAUUAACUUCGCCUACGCCGUUCACAACGAGUGGUACUUCGGGUUGGUCUACUGCCGCUUCCACAACUUCUUCCCCAUCGCCGCCAUAUUCGCCAGCAUUUACUCCAUGACGGCCAUCGCUCUGGACAGAUACAUGGCAAUCAUCCACCCCCUGCAGCAGAGGCUGACUUCCACAGAGACCCGUGUGGUGAUCUCUGUGAUCUGGAUCCUGGCUCUGCUCCUCGCCUUCCCUCAGUACUACUACUCAUCCACCGCCGUGCUGCCUGGACGUACAGUCUGCUACAUAGACUGGCCUGAAUACACCACAGUGGACUUCAAGAAGAUAUAUUAUGUGUGCGUGACACUGCUGAUCUACUUCCUGCCCCUUUGCAUCAUGGGAUGUGCGUACACGACGGUGGGUGUCACGCUCUGGGCGAGUGAAAUUCCCGGAGACUCCUCUGAACGUUACAAAGAGCAGCUCAUUGCCAAACGCAAGGUGGUGAAGAUGAUGAUCGUGGUGGUGUGCACGUUCGCCGUCUGCUGGCUGCCCUAUCACGUCUACUUCUUACUGCACCAGUUCUUCCCCGAUUUAUUCGAGCAGCGCUACAUCCAGCAGGUCUACCUGGCCGUCAUGUGGCUGGCCAUGAGCUCCACCAUGUACAACCCCAUCAUCUACUACUGCCUCAACAGCAGGUUCAGAGCCGGCUUUCAGCAGGUGUUUUGCUGCUGCGCUCCGACCGUCGGCAAGGAGGAGCUGGAGCUCAAAUCACCGCGCUACCUGCAUACACAGGUGAGCAUAUAUCGAGCCAGUCGGGUGGAGACCGCCGUGUCCACGGCGAUCCAUCCUGCAGCGGGGGAGCAUAAGAGCGCAGAGCUGCCGUCCUGUUACCCGCACAGCCGGCCUCCUUCUGAGGUCACGUCUAACGGAUCGGGCUUAGAGACGUUCGCCAAAAGCCCCAACAGUUUGUCACAGUAGAGAAAACACCAUCAGGUGGUGGUGGUGGUGGUGUUGGUGGUGUGGGAAAAAAUGUUGCCGCGUGACGAGCAGCGCCUCAAACGUGCCAUCGGCUCACUGUCAUCGUACUGAACGGGGAGUCGUGCUCGGAUGCUCGGCUACUGUGGUUCUGGUCAAGUGCAUUACUCAGCCGUGAUAUGUUGUUUUAACAGUCAAAGUGCAUUAACGCCUCACAGAUGCCUGGAACGUCUGCGGGUGGAGCACUCAAACGUAACAGAUUCAUUAAAGUAACAAUUUAAGUGCUCAAAUAAUAUAAUAGUUUAUGAAAUACAGUUCAGUAUAGAGCCCCAUGUCAUUUAAGUGACUGUUUUCAGUGUAAAGAGUGAAAAGUAUGGAAGCCAACACUGUGCACGUAAUUCAUUUUUUAAUGCCGUUAUCUCGCAAGAGUAUAUCACGAGUUAAUUAUUAAGUUAUAUCAAGAUAACAAAGCUUGUUUUCUCGGGUUAAUAACGGGGACUUGAGAUAUCAUCAUGAGAAAAUGACUUGUCGAGAUUUGAACCCAGCAGUGUCCAGUCUAACAGUGAACACAGCGACAGAACCUCUGAACCAGCAGUGUCCAGUCUAACAGUGAACACAGCAGCCUAUCAGCUGGUUUUCUUGCCGGGUUUGGAUCCUGGCAUCCCGGGCUGAGUCAGUUCAGUUAGCUACACAGCUGACCACAGUUAGCGGCUCACUACUUAUAAAUGUUUCCAUCAUAAAGUCUGUAAAUCAGCUCGGUACUGUAAUGUUAUUUCCUGUUGGUCUCAGAGGCUGCUGAGCCCGGUUCUGUUAACACGCUAAUGGCAGAUUCAGAUUUGAAUAAAGCUCUGUGGUUCUGGUUCUGUACAGUGAUCAGUGAGGCCCGGACAGAGAUGACUGUAGCCGCCCUCAAGUCAAGUCAAGUCAAGUACCUAAUGAAAACAAAGACUUAUGUCUGAAGUGUUUCCACACCGCGGACGUGAACCUCAGAUGGACGCAGUGGAAACACGGCAGUCGACCGUUCAGUGGCUCUGACAUUUAACCCCUUAGCAUUCCCGGGCUGGUUUUGGAAGGCGUGGCCGCGCCCUCGGCCUCCCCUGGUAACAGUGUCACUUCAAGUGGAGCUGUAUUUUUGUGUGAGACAGAUACAGUGGAUCCAGCACCUGUUGGACAGGAUUAGCCCCUUGUUUUGACAAUGUGCAGCAGCCAGGUCACAGGCCAGCUAAAUAUAGAGGGGGGGGGUGGAGAUACGUAUAGAGAGGGAUUGAUUGAAAGUGCUAGAGGAAAGAAAGGGGUAGGAAAACAUGAUGCUCUCUACAAGCUGAGGCCUUGGGGAAGUUGCUACGUCACCGGCGAGUUAUGCUAUUUGAGCCUCGCAGACGACAGCUGCACAAAUUUAAACAAUGUCCACAUGCAGGACAUUUUCUGGACCGGUUUACCUGAAACAUGAAAGCAGAUGAAUCAAAGUUGAGUUUUAUAACUCCUGAAGUGAAUCUGGCCUCCUUGACAUGGGGGUAGUAAUACAGUCGACCGUCCUGUGGUCAGAAUGAGUAUUACAACAACAAACAAGAAACAAAGAUUGCUUAAUUUUUUUGGUGUGUUUCCAUAUUUUAUGAAUGAAUGUUGAACAUACAGAAUGUGUGAGGACCAAAUACUAUCGCGUGCAUUUAUUGGUUCAGUAUAAACAGAAAAAAUCCACCAUUCACCUUAUGUCCUCAAGUGCUCUGACUCUUAUUUUGUCUUUUGACUUCCUGUCCACACAGGAAGUUGGAAAUGUUCUGUUUAGGUUGACGUCUGGCUGUUUGCGAUCACCUUUACCUGCAUUUUGAUCAGUUUUGUAAUCUGAUGUACGGGAUGAAGUUUGGACAAGUAUCUUGCUGUUAUAAUCGUCAUGGUGACCGGUCAGAUUGUGUUUGUGUUUUAUUGUGUUUAUUUAAAAAAAUAUCAUCAGAAGUCGUCGAAACAUGCCAACAGUGGAGACUCAUCUGGUUAGUUACGCUGUUCUACACUUGACAGUUUUCCAUGACAUGGGAUUAUUAUCGUGUAACGUGAUUGCAAAUGAUAUUAUCAAUAAAAUAUUUAAAUAAAAAUGUGAGAGAAGUUUUAAUUUGUGUUGAUUAAUCACUGAGAUGACUAAUGUCUUAAUAAUGAGAAGUUAAAGCAACCCUCAUGUAAGAUUCUCCAGUUUUAGAGUCGACUGCCACUGAUGGUUGUUCAGACUAGAGCAUGAAACAGGCCUUUAGAAGUCAGGCCCGACCCGUCUGGGUCCGUUU
Larimichthys crocea (large yellow croaker) is the source of this 3700-nucleotide messenger RNA. RefSeq names its product tachykinin receptor 1b (gene tacr1b). Gene Ontology annotation, cellular component: plasma membrane; sperm midpiece. NCBI's taxonomy places the organism in Eukaryota, Metazoa, Chordata, Actinopteri, Sciaenidae. The transcript is spliced from 7 exons. Gene Ontology annotation, molecular function: substance P receptor activity. Gene Ontology annotation, biological process: G protein-coupled receptor signaling pathway; positive regulation of flagellated sperm motility. The record is from RefSeq and is a predicted model, not a curated record. The coding region runs from base 213 to 1430 and encodes 405 amino acids.